AUGAAGCUAUCUCCAAUUCUUCUUUCUUUGCCAAUCUUUGGCAAUGUGGCUAUUGCCGCCCCGGCCGGAUACACUGUUGAAAGCCGAUAUGCGCCUGACCAAAGCCCCUCUGUCUCGGGUAUUGCUCUAGCGGACCUCGAAAAAAGGGCAGGCUUAUGCCAGAACAUUGCUAAGACAAUCUGGAGUGGCAAAAGAUUGCUAGCAGCUGGUCUGUUUGCUACUGGCGCCACCAAGGUUGCCAAAAGUAUAUGUCAAAGACAUGACAAUAAAGAAUGUGCUUUGUGGGUCGACGAUAUCAAAGAUGUGUUCGACUUGAUAUUCGCUCUUACGGCAGCCGUCUCUGGGGGAGUCGCAAAUCUUCCCGAGGGUACCCCGAGUCUCAAUCUCAAUCCAGUGGAUGCACCAGGCGCGGCAGACGUCAAGCGAUCGUUUGCCGGAAGCCAUAUGCUCACGAGCACUGGAGAUGCUCUUAGACAGCACGGCUGGACUCUCGACUCUAUCGAGGAUAUCCCCAUUUCAAAAGGCAGCAACCAGGCACGGGAUGAUAUCCCAGCCUUGAUCGCUCAUCACCGCCUCAAAAAUAUGAGAAAUGUGAACGGUACCAAGGCUCACGAUUACGAGCUCCACCACUUCGCUGAUGGAUCUUCGCAUACUUUUGUCCCAUUCACAAGCGGCAACGCGACGUUGACCAAGAGACAUGAUGGUGCGGGUGUCAAAGUUGUCUUCGCUCGUACUGGUGUUGCCGUCAGCAAGGACGAGUACGCAGGUGCUCCCGCAGCCAUUGCAUCUGCAUGGGAUGAGCACGCCGAGGCUGGUAGCAGUGACUGGUAUGGUAUGGCCGAGCGAUCUAUGGCAAAUGGAGCGCAGAAGGCCGUAAUUUAUUGGCGUACCAUCCUCGAGGCCGAUGGAUAUGGUGAGAACUAUGAGCGUCUCGAUGGCUGCGGCAAAAUGGGAGGUUAUGUUGGACAGUACUUGGUGGGGGAAAAGUCUUGGGGCAUUCACUUUGGGCAAACGCAAACGGGUUUCCAGAGUGACCUUCCUAAGUACAGCUCAUCGGAUGACCUUCCGAACACUGUUUGCUAUCGGGACAUCGAGCUCUUCUACCUGAGAGAUCCUAAAAGCAAACGGGAAGUUCUGUGUGCUAUUAUCGAGUUUUGCAAUCUCAAAGGUCGGCCAGAAGGUGCCGAUGGGUAA
Messenger RNA from Penicillium argentinense, 1194 nucleotides. RefSeq lists its product as uncharacterized. NCBI's taxonomy places the organism in Eukaryota, Fungi, Ascomycota, Eurotiomycetes, Eurotiales, Aspergillaceae. The record is from RefSeq and is a predicted model, not a curated record. Bases 1 to 1194 code for a protein of 397 amino acids. The transcript has 3 exons.